AUGUAAAUUCCUUCAACAGAGUAAAUAUAAAAUAAAUUGUAGGAGUGCUGUGAGUUAAGAUCACAAUAUUUCAAAGUGGAGAAGUUAUGGACUCCUUGAAACUGAUGGAGGGUCAUCUUCUUUUUCAUUCCAACAAAAAAAGAAAAAACCUAUCCAAAAAUCGAACACUAUGCAAAAUCUUAAUCAAAAAGUUAAAACCUAACCUUAGGAUAAUGAUCUAAAAAAUAGUUAGAGCGAAUCUAAAAAUAGAUUCAGUCAAAGAACCUAGUAAAGCAUUCCAAGCAGAAGUUCCAUAAAUAAAUAGCCUCUUGACGAUGAUAUAUAAUUUGACAUGUUUUCAGUUAACCCAGGGUCUAACAUUUUAAAUUUGACUUAACAAACUAUUCCUAUUGUUUUAUAAUUAAGAACAAAAACUCUAGAAGAAUUAGAUUAAAUUGGUGUAGAUUUAGUAAUAUAUUCAUCAAUAUAAGUUUUGUUUAAUUGACAUUAGCAAUAGUAUGUAAGGAUAAAAAAUUGAGUAUGUAAAAUAAAUCUUGCAUUCAAUACAUAAUAAUCUUAGAGAUUAAGAUAGAUUAUGCUUGAUUAGUUUCAAUAAUGAAGGGAAACUUCUAACAGGUUUGUAAAAAGUAACAUCAGAAACUUAAGAAUAUUUUGCAUUUGUUAUUAAUGAUUUGUAAUGUAUUGGAACAACUUAGUUAUGGAAAGGAACUGAAGUUGCUUUUGAUGUUAUAAAUUAAAGAAAAAAUAAAAACAAUUGGGCAAGAAUUUUCAUUUUCUCAGAUGGUUAAGAUGAAAUUGCUCUAACAAAAAUUAGAAAGUAAUUAGAAUAUAAUUAUGAUGUUUUUACUAUUGAUUCAUUUGGAUUCAGUAAUUCAAAUGCUAAUAAAAGAUUAUAAGCUAUAACUAAUCUAAGAUUUGGAAAACAUUAUAUAAUAACUGAUGAAUAAUAAGUCUUUUAAUGUUUGGAAGAAGCAUUUGCUAAUUUUCCAUUCAAUUUAUGGGAUGAUGUAACUAUAACUAUCUCAACAAAUCUAUAAAAUAUUCCUUUUGAAAAUAUAUUGAUCAAUGAAAUACAUAGUGAAGGAUGGAUUGAAUUGUAACAUUAACAUUAAUAUUAAAUUACAAUUCCUAAUUUAGAAAUAGGAGAAUCAUUUUUGUUUCCAAUCGAAUUGUCUUUUAAAAAGUUUAAUGACAAUAUAACAGAUAAAGGAAAAACAGUAUCUUUAAUUAAAGGAAAAAUAGAAAUGAAAAAUAGCAUAACAGGAAAAAGAACGAUAAAAAAUGUUGAACUUGAUGCUAUUUUUCUAUAUGAAAAUGACUCCAAUACUCUUGAUUUUAAUACUUACUUUAAUUGCAAAUAAUCUCCAUUAGUUAUUUGGGUAUGUGAUUAAUAAUAGACAUGUAAUUUUAAAAAUAUAUAAUAGAGUUCAAUCGAAAGUCGUAUUUUGAACUAAUUUGUGAAAAUUUGUAGCUCAAAUGGUAAUUAUAAUAAUAAAGAAUUAAAUAACUUUAUGAUGAAGAACCAUCAUGAAUCUAAGAAUUAAAAUGAG
Messenger RNA from Paramecium sonneborni, 1550 nucleotides. Lineage: Eukaryota; Ciliophora; Oligohymenophorea; Peniculida; Parameciidae. The record is from the annotation of a GenBank genome assembly.